CCGCCCCUCCCCCAGCUCGGAGGGGAAGCGACUCGUGGCGCGACCGUAAGGAUUCACCUGAGUGAAGCUUGGAUGAUUUUGUCUCCAGCGUUUGUGCUGGAUUUGAACUAGAGAUUGAGAAUCUCAGUUUUGCUGACUGCAGAGUCUUCACUGCCAAAAUGACAUCACAUUCCACAUCUGCCCAGUGCUCAACAUCUGACAGUGCUUGCAGAAUAUCUUCAGAAAGAAUCAGUCAGCAGGUACGACCAAAACUACCACUUCUGAAGAUUUUGCAGGCUGCAGGUGCUCAAGGGGAAGUAUUCACUAUGAAAGAGGUAAUGCACUUUCUAGGCCAGUAUAUAAUGGUGAAACAACUCUAUGAUCAACAGCAGCAACAUAUGGUAUAUUGUGGUGGAGAUCUUUUAGGAGAUCUGCUUGGACGUCAGAGCUUUUCUGUGAAAGAUCCAAGCCCGCUCUAUGAUAUGUUGAGAAAGAAUCUUGUCACAUCAGCCUCCGUUAACACAGAUGCUGCUCAGACUCUCGCUCUCGCACAGGAUCACAGUAUGGAUAUUCCAAGUCAAGACCGACUGAAGCACAGUGCAUCAGGAUGCUCCAAUUCCAGAAAAAGAACUGCAGAAGAUGAUACUCAUACACUGCCUACCUCACAAUGUAAAAGCAGAGAUUCUAAAGGAGAUGAAGAUUUAAUAGAACAUUUAACUCAAGAUGAGACAUCUAGGCUGGACCUUGACUUUGAGGAGUGGGAUAUUGCUGGCCUGCCAUGGUGGUUUUUAGGGAACUUGAGAAACAACUAUGUACCUAGAAGUAAUGGCUCGACGGAUUUACAGACAAAUCAGGAUAUAGGUACUGCCAUUGUUUCAGACACUACGGAUGAUUUGUGGUUUUUAAAUGAGUCGGUGUCAGAGCAAUUAGGUGUUGGAAUAAAAGUUGAAGCUGCUAAUUCUGAGCAGACGAGUGAAGUGGGGAAAGCACGUGACACAAAGGUGAUUGAUGUGGGAAAAGAUGAUGAUCUUGAGGACCCUAAGUCCUUGAGUGAUGAUACCGAUGUGGAACUUACCUCCGAGGAUGAGUGGCAGUGUACAGAGUGCAAGAAAUUUAAUUCUCCAAGCAAGAGGUAUUGUUUUCGUUGCUGGGCCUUAAGAAAGGAUUGGUAUUCGGAUUGUUCUAAAUUAACUCAUUCUCUCUCCACAUCUAAUAUCACUGCCAUACAUGAAAAGAAAGAGAAUGAAGGAAUUGAUGUCCCCGAUUGCCGGAGAACCGUUUCAGCUCCAGUUGUCAGACCUAAAGAUGUGUAUUUAAAGGAAGAGAAUACCAAGUUUAACCCUUGUAACUCAGUGGAGUUUUUGGAUUUGGCUCAUAGUUCUGAAAGCCAAGAGACCAUCUCAAGUGUGAGAGAACAAGCAGAUAUCCUUUCUGAACAGAAAACAGAUACAGAAAGUAUGGAAGAUUUUAAAAAUAUCUUGAAGCCAUGCAGUUUAUGUGAAAAAAGGCCUCGGGAUGGGAACAUUAUUCAUGGGAGAACGAGCCAUUUGACGACGUGUUUCCAGUGUGCCAGAAGACUAAAGAAGGCUGGAGCUUCAUGUCCUUCUUGUAAGAAAGAGAUUCAGUUGGUUAUUAAAGUUUUUAUAGCAUAGCUGAGUCAGUUGCAGAGAAAUAUUAGGAUCAGGUAAUUUCUCAAAAAACCAGUAUUCUUGGAGGCAGGAGCAGAAGAUCACCUAUUUUGAUGCCAGUCUGGGCCAUAUAGUGAGACUUUGUUUUUAAAAGAGUCAGUAUUGAGCAUCUUUCAUGAGUGUGACCCCCAUUGUAUAUGUUUAUUUAUGGAAUUUUAGAAGAUCAGUUUGAGGGUUUCAUUGAUGUUAGAUACUUAAAUCACUUUGUUCUCCUUCCAAAUCUUAAAUCUUGAGUGGGAAUGAUACCAACACAAACAUAACAAUGCAUUCUUUUAUUCCCUGCCGAGAGUAAUGCAUUAGUUGGUUCAUACUCUACCCUGCUGUGAUAUAAUGUUCUCGGGACAUCAAAAUCUAAGGUAGUUAUUAGAAAAAUACUAGGACCAACACUGAAGAAACAAAUCUGAUUAGUCACUGUAGCCAAGGAUGACCUUCUAUUCCUGACCGUCUGUGUCUCUCCCACCUGUGUGCUGUGCUUACAGGCUGUCCCAUCAUGCCUAGCAGAAUCUCUCAGGUUUACAUAAAAUAACAGGAGUGAACAUCUCCGCACAGCCUCCUCAAAGAGAAGGUAUAGGCUUUGUAGCCAACACUUGGCAGUUGUCUCCUGGAAGCUGGUUAGGUGUUUUUGUACUUUGCCUCUAGAAUUGUUCACACUCCGAGGCAAUGGCCAGUGAUAGGGUUGAACAAGUGGAGAGAAGAGGGAGUGUUAGAUUUGUGAAAAUGGAGGGAAACAAAUUGAUCUUCAAUUUUGCUUAGUCAUUUUAGACCACAUCAAUUUAGUAUACAAACCGAAGAUCUUCACAUUGAAGCCCCCUUAUACUUACCUGUGUCUGCUGAACCCAUGGGAUAGAUCUUGGUGUUUCCCCAGGAAUAUGAAUACCUCAUUUUAAAGACCAAGUCUGUAUAACUAUUGAACUUGGGGGACAUCUAGCUGUUCCAGCCUUUCCAAUGGCUCCUGCUCUUAGAAAUGGGGAGAUAUAUGGUAACUAAUCCCAUGAUGUGCCUAUUGGACCAAGAGCAUUGGGGCUUCUAUAAUUACUACUAAGGGGAGGUAUGUUAGCAUGUGUUUUUGCGUUGACUCUGUGUUCCCUGUCUGCCCCACUGCCCUCCCACUAGACCCGACUGCACCAAAUGCCUAUUGGGUUAAUUGUCAUAGUUACUCCUUUUUUCCCCCAAUUUUUUCCGUAGUUACUCUUCAAUUGUGACAAAACACCAAGGCAUAAAAGCAUUUAAUUGGGCUUGCCUUUCAAGAAGGUUAGAAUCCAUGAUGGCAGAUAACUGAUCGCUCACAUCUUGAUCUGCAAGUAGGAGGCAGAGAAAAAAACCUUGUGAAAUCCUUGACCCCCACUGCCUCCAAGGCAGCACCUUUUAAUCCUUCCCAAACAGUUCCAACAACUGGGGGCCAAGUAUUCAAACAUGAACCUGUGGUGGCCAUUCUCAUGUAAACCUCCACAUUCCACUCCCUAGCUCCCAUAGGCUUUUGACUAUAUGGUAGUGCAAAAUGCAUUUGUCCAACCUCAGAAAUUCUGUGUUUUAGUUUUGACAUAAUUUAAAAGUCAAGUCAGUCUUCUGAAACCAGAAUCAAAAGAGCAAAUUUUAUUCUAAUACACAAUGGCACAGAAUAUGCACCAUCAUUCUAAAAAGUAUAUUCAAAGAAUAGUAGAGCAAUUCCAAAUCCUGUCAUCAUGUCUGGUGCUUAGAUAAUGCUUCCUUUCUUGCUUUGCUGACUGCAACACGCUUUCUCUGUUUCCAUUCUUGUAUGCAGCUCUCCUUGGCAGGUAACACAUGACUCUGACACCUCUGCAUUUACAAUCUCCUCAUUAUGUGGCCUCAGUGGCUCUCUUUAACCAUGGAGGAAGUUUCUACAACCCCUUGCUCAUGUAUCCUCUAAUACUCUAUAGCCAGAUUACACUGCCAAGUUCUACCUGCUUAGGAGAGCCUGCGCCCCCCCCCCCCCCAGUCACACUUGGGCUUUUUACUUUCACAAGAGGGAUAUUUAGCUGGGUGGGAUUUUAUCCUGAGGGCAUUUCUCCCUCCAUUUCAUAUCAGGCCUCUCCUUAAUCUCAGCCUCUGAGUGCAAGCCUUGGCUCCCAGCAUUAACCUCCCUGGUGCUCUUUCCUGCAUACUCUGUAUAGGAUAGUCUUUCUGCCUCACAUGCUCUUUUCUGUUACUAACAGCUAUGCUGCAGAGUCAGCAUUCAGCUCUUUGGAAGGCUCCUCUGUCAAAUUAGUCUGUUACUUUUCACUUAGGCUUAGGCAGCUUCUUAGGACAAGGGCAGAAGAAGGCAGCCGCAUACUUUGCCAAAACAUCCCAAGAAUAGUCUUUUUCUCAGUUGCUAAUUAAGUGUUAUCCUCUGAAGCUUCAUGAUCUAGACUUCCACAGACCACAUGGCUCUUGGCACUACUCUCUUCCAAGCUUCAACCACUUUCUUAGUCCAAAGUCCCAGUCUUCCACAUUUCUCCAACAAGCCAUGUGGCCAGGUCUUUCAUAGCAGUGGCCCAUUUCUGCUUCCGACUGGUGUCUGGCUAUUCUUUAGUGCUGUGGCAAAACACUCCAGCCAAGGCAGCAGAGAGAAGAAAGCCUUUAUUGGGGCUAUGGUUUCAGAGGAUUAGUUCAUGAUGACACCAACAUUGGAGAGCAGGAGGUAGAGAGAGAACCCUGGGAGUGGCAUGGGCUUUUGAAACCUCAAAGCCUUCACUUGUGACACACCCCUACCAACAAGGCCACAUCUCCUAAUCCAAAUAGUUCUUCCAACUGUGGAUCAAAUAAUCAUACAUGAACCUAUGGGGGCCAUUCUCAUUCAAACCACCAGUUUUCAAAGGAGUUCUUUCUUAGCUAUAUCUUGUCAUUGCCUCCAGUUGAUAAUUUCACUAGUUGUAGCAAAUAAAGUAGAAUUUGUCUAUAAAGUAGAAUUUGUCUUUCCUCAGUGGCCAAGCCUUUGCUAUUACCUUCUGCAAGUAUUAAAAGCCCUGUAGCUCCUAUUUGGCGUGAUGUGCAGCUUCUUUGAGAGACUGAUUACAGACAUCUUUAUUCACAUCUCCAUGGUAGUGAGAAUAACAAAGUAGUGUAGAGAUGAUCACAGAUGUCACCAAUCAUAAUUCCUGCUUCAGAACAGGCUGUGAUGUAUCCAUCCUCCUGAGUGGAACUGAGUUUUCUUUUUUUACUUUAUUAAAAUACUGAGUUUAUUUCAUAUGUAUAUUUUUGUCUCCCUACCGUUUCCACAUCUAAGACUAUUACUAUGUCCUAUCAUAAUAUUCCAUACAUACUUGAAACCAAGUAAAGGGUGGAGUUCCAUCCUUGAAAACUAAACAGGCAUUUUAGAAAAUGCAUUCUUGGCAAGGAACCUGGACAACAUUUAUCAAACACAGUAGGGAAAGUUCUCACUUUGCAUUAUAAAAAAGACAGCCAGAGCCGGGUGAUGGUGGCGCAGGCCUUUAAUCCCAGCACUCGGGAGGCAGAGGCAGGCGGAUCUCUGUGAGUUCGAGACCAGCCUGGUCUACAGAGCUAGUUCCAGGACAGGCUCCAAAGCCACAGAGAAACCCUGUCUCAAAAAAAAAAAAAAAAAAAAAAAGCCAGAUAUAUCAACUAUUACAGAAAAUAAGACGGAAUAUUUCAAAGUGUUAAAACCAUUUUCUUAAAAGAGACUUCCUCCACUGCUGGAGAUCUUGACUAGCCUCCUGGUCAGUCAUCCGGAAGCAGUUUUUCACAUAAUUAAUGAACUUGGCUUCCACUUUGGGAAGAGAGCCACCGUUUUCUAUAUUUGCUUUCAUUUUUGCCUUUAUGUCUUAUACAAAACUAGGUCCUUUUGGUGUUUUAGGUUUUUUUUUUUUUCCUGUUUUUUUGAAGGACUCUUGACCCUUUGAUCUUGGUGUUGAUGGUUUUAAGUCUUUUCCAUUUUGGUUUGAUUUUUGUGCACUUUUGGCUGGGGUGUCUUAUACAGAUUUCUUCACUGGAACUUAUUCAGCUUCCUCAUCUUCAUCAUCAUCCUCAUCAAAUUUUCCUUUUUUUCUGUGAAACCUUGUUGCCACCUCCAGGAGCAGAUUGCUUUCCAGACAUACUCAACAGCUUUACAUCCUCCUCAUCUUCAUCUCUGACUGCAUCUUCCUCCAAGCUACUAGGUGCUGCCCACUAAUGUUUACAGGCCCUGAACCACACUUCAACCUUAAGACCACAGGUGGUGUUAGGAACUGAAUCCUUUUCAGUUCCAAGAAUUAUAUUCAAAAUAGAAUGUAUUUUAAGUCAUCCCAGUGCUCCUCAUCUUUUGGGGCAGGAUCUUGCUGUUUAGCUAUGACUGGCCUAGGCCUCACCCUGUAUCUCAGGCUGGCCUCAACCCUGCAGUGAUCUUCCUGCUUUUGCCUCUCGAGUGCUGAGUUUAUAGGCAUGUCCUGGUUAAGUUUCUUACUUUGGUUGUCAUUUAAGUUAGUAUUGUGAUCAUACUAUCUUUGACAGAAAAUCAGAGCAGAGCUGACAGGUGAUUGGAAAAGGCUCUUCCCUGUUACCUUACAUACGGUGUUAGUAUGCUUAUGUAUUUACCACUGUGUCAGACUAGAAGUUCAGGCCAAGCCUUUACACUGGUGUCACUGCCUCCCUGGCCCAUCUAUGUCAGAUUUCCCAGUGAGGGCUGGAACUGGUGGAUCAGAGCAGCCAAGCCAGCCUUCUAACUGCCACAGAAUUGUGUAAUAGCACGUUUUACUGCCAAGCAUUUGUGAUUGUGUGAUAAUAUGUUUAUUAUUUGUGCAUAUUUAGAUGUAUGUGAUACUUUACAUGGUUUGAAAGAAUUUAUUCUGAAAGCCAGGAUCACGUGUGUCAGUUCAAUGUAAUGGUUCCCUUGAAAAGUCUUGAUUGAGGAAUUGGUGAAUGUUUCCAGUUCCUUAAUGUUACCUGGUUGGUUCUUUUUAGAAAGGAAGAACCUUCCAGACAGCUUAGCUAUUUGUCAGUGUUUUUGUUUUGUUCUGUUCCCAUGAUGUUCUGUGAACUCCGAAAGUACAUGGCUUUAGAUACUGUGACUGUUAUUUUUCCUUUUAGCCUAAAUUGUUGCUUCAGCCUAAAGAAGACUAUUGCCUCCAACCAACCUUUCAUGUAUGUUCACACUAUCUAGAUUGAUGCUACCUUUGCUCAGAAAUUUUAGAUAAAGAAUUAGCUGUUUAGUCUCUUCACUUCAAUGAUAAACCCAGAAGCUGUCCUCUGUGCCAAAAGUAAAGUGUGCAAUGUUUACAGAUGGGUGGAAUUUUGCACUGCCAUAGGGAAUGGUGAGGUUAUAUCACCAGAUUCCCUAGAUUUAUGGGUAGAUAGUUGCCGUUUAUGCUUAUGAGAGGAGCUGUUGAGCCUUCUGAGUCUAACCUGGAAAUGAGUAUCUGAGACAAGUGGUUGAAGUGACUCACUCCCUAGACCUAGCUUGGGAGCAGUUUCCAGUUUGUUUGGAGGUGUUUUUUCUAUUGACAGCUCUUUGUUGUCUGCAGUUACUAUGUGCUUCCUUUAGAGGAGCUGCUAGCCCUUCCCUCCUCGGGGAGAAUGUUGUGUAGGCAUUUUGAGAUUUUUUGAUGUAAUAAAUGUGCAAUCCCAAGUAAUGUCAUUAUUGGUGAAUGUGGCAUUAGUAAAGAAACUCUUACUAUAAAUUAUUCUUCCCUCAAUAGCCCCACUCCUUUUUUUUUUUAAUUAAAGAGACAGGCUCUCCAUGUAUAGUCCUUGGUUGACCUAGAACCUUUGUAGACUAGGGUGUCCUCAAACUCACAGAGAUCUGUCUGUUUCUGCCUUCUGAGUGCUAGGCCUAAAGGCAUCUGUCACCAUACCCAUCCUUAGUAGCCUUUUGAAUGGCUAAUGUUACAAAAACUGAUCUCAUAUCCACGGUGCUGCUUUCCCUGUUUAUUUGCGUUUGCAUAGGAGCCUCUAGUCCCUUCUAGCAGCACAGCACAGCCAGCAGCACUCCCCAUUUCUGAAGGUGGAGGAAUCAGAGAUAAGCUAUAAGGGCAAUAGUGCUACCAGGACAGUUCCUUCAGUGCUGUUAGAGUUUGGCAAAUGCUUUACUAAAGAUCAGCAUUGUGUUGAGACACCUGAGAGCCAAUCAGAGCAUUUUAUUUGUUAUCCAAUGGUGUUUUGUAUUUUAAACAGCAAGUACUUGGAUGUUUGUAGGCAUUUCCCCUUCCUCCUUCCCUCUCUCCUUUAUGGUUGCUUUUAUGCUAUCCUGGUUCGAAGUUAACUGGGUUUGGACCUUGCUUCUAUGCCAAAGGCCAUCUUUCUCUCUGGGUAGUUAGAGCUGCUUUGUACGUAUGUACGGUCCUUCUUCGGCCAGUCUUAAGCAAUAUUGUGUCUGUGUUUGCAGAGGACCAUGAGCUUAGGGAGGAGGGAAACUGAGAUCAGCUGGAUGGCUUCUUUUGUGUGUGUGAUGGGUUGGUAAUUAGUUCACAGCUGAUUUGUCUGAGCACUGAGGAAUUUGAGGUCAGUUUUCCAACCCUCUGCAUGCCCAUUUGUUUCCCCGUCGUUCACUCCCUGUCAGUAAGGACGCCACACCACCCCUCUAACACAGUAAUAGGAAAUGCAAUGUACUUGGAAUAGUAGAAGUUUCAGUGUCUGAACAAGACUGUCUGUAGCUUGCUAUGAAUUGUUUCCUCCUGAUUAAAGAAAGAUUACCCCAGCAGCUUGUAGCCUAGUCUGAAAGUUGUAAGCUGCAGUUUUUCUCACUUGUAACACCAACAUACACACCACCCCUUUCUACCUCAGGUUGUUGUGGAGACUAUUGGGGAGCAACUCUUAAAAACUUACUGCCUUGAAGAAGGUGUAAGAAGCUAAUAGUCUUAGUCGACUGUACUGUGAGGCUUGUAUUAAGAAGCCCUUGAGUUCUGGAAGCAGUUCUCCUUGCUGCCUGUUUGCCAGAGCCUGUGUUGCUUACUGUAAGUCCUCUGCUCACAUGCUAUCUUUUAUCCUUCAGACGCCUUGAGAAGUGCAUGUAAAUAUGGACAGUACAUCCUUUUCUCAUGGAACGUUCUUGCUGAGGCCUUGCUGUGUAGGAAUUCUUUUUAUGUGCACUUGAGUAGGUGGCAUAAGAUGCUCUGCUGGUGUGCAGAAACAGGCAGUUCCUGGCAUCCUGGGCGGGGAGUCGCCAGUACAGUAGUAGCAAAUGAGGGGUAAUAGACUGAGAAGAAUGGCAGCUUACUAGUGAGGCCGGAGGAAAGUGUUUCCAUGUGUCUUUGUGUAAUUUCCUACAGUGCCACUGAGUUAAUAGCCCUGUACCUGGGUGUUUGCACUAUGUAAUGCUUCUACGGCCUUUUUAUUGUGUUUUUGUGUGAUUAAACAGUUUUCAUUUCA
Molecule: messenger RNA, 8966 nt
Organism: Microtus oregoni (creeping vole)
Lineage: Eukaryota; Metazoa; Chordata; Mammalia; Rodentia; Cricetidae
Gene: Mdm4
Product: MDM4 regulator of p53
Exons: 12
Coding region: 159-1631 (490 amino acids)
Biological process (GO): protein ubiquitination; regulation of cell cycle; negative regulation of apoptotic process
Cellular component (GO): nucleus
Molecular function (GO): ubiquitin-protein transferase activity
Source: RefSeq, a predicted model, not a curated record